Messenger RNA from Chilo suppressalis (striped riceborer), 1877 nucleotides. The record is from the annotation of a GenBank genome assembly. NCBI's taxonomy places the organism in Eukaryota, Metazoa, Arthropoda, Insecta, Lepidoptera, Crambidae.
UUAGUUGAAAAUUUCUGUGAUAUAUUUAGAAGUACAUAAAUAAAAUUUUACGAUAUGUCGAACCCGUGGAAAAAAGUAGCUGCACCGACCGAUGUACAGAACCUCUCAGAUAUUAUGUCUGAACAAUAUGCUAAAGGCCUUCAAAUUAAAGAGGAAAUAAAAUUUGCUGAACAAAUCGGUAGCGUCUUUCAACCAGAAACAUCAAGUCCAUUGCAGCAGAGUGAUAUUAACCCGGAAAUAUUGAAACAGAUUGAAGAUUCAAAUGUGAAGGAAUAUUGUGACUCUGACGCGAUCAUUGCAAAAGUGUUGCAAUGUCAGUUUGAUAAACAAUAUGAUGAUGAAAUCAAACUAGUAGAGAAAAAGCGUAAUGGUACUGCCAAGGUAUCAAUAUCCUUGGAUAAUUAUCGAAAUGUACCCGAACACUUGGUAUUCGAUUCUGAUUCAGAGGAAGACAUUGAAAAUGUGGACAAAAAGGAUUGGGAUCGGUUCGAGACAAACACCAAAGAUGGUAAAAUGGUAACGAAACAUGACAUUGUAAGUGGUAGAAGGAAUCCUUGUGGUGUAAGGAAAGAGGCUUUCCCGCCAGAAGUUUGUACUGGCGACGGGGCGGGAUUCGAUAUAAAUUUGCCAAACCAUGUGUUCAAUCAUCUUAAAGAACAAACGAGGCAUCAUCAAGUUCGUAAGCAUAAGAUGUUGGAUAGGAAGGAAAGUCAAGCGACUGCUGAAAUGGGUCUUGAUGAAGCAACAAGGCUUAUUUUAUUCAAGUUAAUCAACAAUGGUCUGUUGGAAGACAUUAAUGGGAUAAUUUCAACGGGAAAAGAGUCUGUUGUGUUGCAUGCCAAUGGUGACACAACUUAUCCUGACUUAGUUAUUCCUAAGGAGUGUGCAAUAAAGGUUUUUAAAACCACUUUGAAUGAGUUCAAAACUCGUGAUAAGUACAUUGAAGCUGAUUACAGGUUCAAAGAUCGCUUUUCUAAACAGAACCCUAGAAAAGUUGUUCACAUGUGGGCUGAAAAGGAGAUGCAUAACAUGAUGCGUUUGCGAAAGAUUGAUAUGAAUUGCCCCUCAGUUGUGAUAUUAAAAAAGCAUGUACUCGUUAUGUCCUUUAUUGGGAAAGACAAUAAACCGGCUCCAAAGUUGAGAGAUGUAAUCUUGAAACCAGAGAAAUGGGAGAGUGUAUAUAGUGAAGUUGUUGAAAGUAUGCACAAGAUGUAUAAUGUGGGGCAUAUGAUACAUGCUGAUUUGUCAGAGUAUAAUAUCCUCUGGUGGGAUAAUAAGUGUUGGUUCAUUGACAUUUCUCAGUCGGUGCAGCCAGACCAUCCCAAUGGAUUACAAUUUUUAUUGCGUGAUUGCCGCAACAUAACCAAUUUCUUUGAGAAGAAAGGUGUUCCAGAUGUGAUGUCUGCAGAUGCCUUAUUCAAAUCUAUCACUGGUUUUGAUGAAGUGGAUGUUAAUAUGUUAGAAGGAGUUCAUACUAUUUACAAUUCAUUAUCAACUCGCUUUGAAAUAGCUCCAGAUGAUAAUAGGAAUGUAAGCUAUCCAUUUGAAUACUGCUGGCAAAAGACGAAUCCAAUACAGCAAACUCAACAAACACACAGUGGUGACGAAAAUGAUUCGGAAGAUGAAUUUGAAGAAAUGUGGUCCCACUCACAAAAGAAUAAAGUGGUUGACAAGGCUUCUAACUUUGCAAAUGAAGUGAAUACUCAACAUGCCAAUGUUGAGAAAGUUAUUGAAGAAAAGAUUGAUUUUGGUAAAGAAUUAAACUGUAAUAUCCCCACUGGGGAAGAUAUAAGUAGUACCAGUGUUGAUAAAAAGUCUUAGACAUGUUUUUUAGCUGAUGUUAAUCAAAACAAAAUUGGACAGAAAAAGCAUUUCAC